Pleuronectes platessa (European plaice) is the source of this 3119-nucleotide messenger RNA. It is a transcript of the gene wdr20b, whose product is annotated as WD repeat domain 20b. Bases 42 to 1997 code for a protein of 651 amino acids. The transcript has 4 exons. Gene Ontology annotation, molecular function: protein binding. Lineage: Eukaryota; Metazoa; Chordata; Actinopteri; Pleuronectiformes; Pleuronectidae. The record is from RefSeq and is a predicted model, not a curated record.
AACAUCCGGGGAUCGGACAAGGAUGAACGCAAGUUUCCAAGAUGGCGGCGGAGGGAGGAGGGAAGGAGAUGAACGAAAUUAAAACUCAGUUCACCACUCGGGAAGGCGUCUACAAACUCCUCACUCACUCCGAGUACAGUCGCCCGAACCGGGUGCCUUUCAACUCGCAGGGCUCCAACCCCGUCAAGGUCUCCUUCGUCAACGUGAACGACCAGUCCGGCAACGGCGACAGGAUCUGUUUCAAUGUGGGCCGGGAACUCUACUUUUAUAUCUACAAAGGCGUGAGAAAGGCUGCUGAUCUUAGUAAGCCCAUUGACAAGAGGAUAUAUAAAGGAACGCAGCCCACGUGUCAUGAUUUCAAUCCACUCACAGCGACAGCAGAGAGCGUCUCCCUGCUGGUGGGCUUCUCAGCUGGUCAGGUGCAGCUCAUAGACCCAAUAAAGAAGGAAACCAGCAAACUCUUCAAUGAAGAGAGACUUAUAGACAAGUCGAGAGUAACAUGUGUAAGAUGGGUUCCUGGUUCAGAGAGUCUGUUCCUGGUGGCUCACUCCAGCGGCAGCUUGUACUUGUACAACGUGGAGAACACCUGUGGCACGACGGCGCCUCACUACCAGCUCCUCAAGCAGGGUGAAAACUAUGCUGUGCAUACCUGCAAGAGCAAGUCGGCUCGUAACCCGUUACUCCGCUGGACAGUGGGUGAAGGUGCGCUCAAUGAGUUCGCCUUCUCCCCAGAUGGCAAGUUUCUGGCUUGUGCGAGCCAGGAUGGCUUCCUGCGGGUAUUUGGCUUUGACGCCGCAGAGCUCCACGGGACGAUGAAGAGCUACUUCGGUGGCUUACUGUGUGUGUGCUGGAGCCCUGAUGGACAAUACAUUGUGGCGGGAGGGGAGGAUGACCUGGUGACGGUGUGGUCGUUUUCAGACUGCAGAGUGAUCGCACGGGGGCACGGUCACAAGUCAUGGGUGAGUGUGGUGGCAUUUGACCACUGUACCACCAGCGUGGAAGACGGUGACCCCCCCGCUGAGUUCAGCGGUAGUGACGAGGAGUUCCAUGAGCAGAUUCACUUUGGUGCAGGCAGGGACAGAGCGAACAGCGCUCACUCUCGGCUUUCUAAGAGAAACUCUACAGACAGUAGGCCUGUUAGUGUGACCUACAGGUUUGGCUCAGUGGGGCAGGACACUCAGCUGUGUCUGUGGGACCUUACAGAGGACAUUCUCUUCCCUCACCUUCCUUUGUCUCGCACAAGGACUCACACUAAUGUUAUGAGUGCUACAAGCCCUCCAGCCACUGGACAAACUACUACUACUACUACUACUACAACUACUACUACUGUAUCCACCCCCACCCCCACCACCGCCACCACCACAACCACCACCACCACUAAUCCCAGUGGUACCAAUGGUAAAGACAAUGUGAGCAAUAGCAGCUCCAGUGGUAACACACCAAACUCCCUCCCCAGCACCCUGCCUCGGUCCAAUAGCUUGCCACACUCCUCCAACCCGGCAGGGGGCAGCACCCCCAACAGUCACACAGGCAGCAGCAACAGCAGCACCACCACCACCACAUCCACCAAGGGCAACAGCAUCAUCGACAGUGCUUUCAUCGCCACCGGAGUCAGCAAGUUCGCAACACUGUCGCUGCACGACUCACGCAAGGAGCGCCACGAGAAGGACCACAAACGAAACCACAGCAUGGGUCACAUCAGCAGCAAGAGCAGCGACAAGCUCAACCAGCUCAGCUCGACGCGGACGGCAAAAGCCGACGCGGCUAAGACUCUGGGCACGACGCUGUGCCCGCGCAUGGACGAGGUGCCACUGCUCGAGCCGCUGGUGGUCAAGAAGAUCGCUCACGAGAGACUCACUGUGUUAAUCUUCCUUGAGGACUGUCUGGUAACAGCCUGUCAGGAGGGUUUCGUUUGCACAUGGGCUAGGCCGGGGAAAGUGGGAUUGCAAUCAUCUCAAAACAACCCAGCCAACUCCCCCAGUGGAACAGUAGUAUAGCCCCAGUGCUGGUGCUGCUAAUGACAGCUCCAUGCAGCAGAGACGGGGAUGACCAAGGCCACGGCCCCUGCAGCGCUUCUUCACACACUGUCACACACCACAUGACCUCCAGUGUCACCCUCAUUCUCAUCCCUAAACCACCCAGAUGCCCUCUUUUGUGUUCCUGCUUGUGAUCAGAUUAUCCGACGUUGGCGGAGCCAGGGUUAGAAACUUGACCUCCUAUUGUGUCAGGGGGUGAAAAGGGUGUUAUUGGAAGUAGGAGGGCGAGCUCUAAAUCAUCCAGGAGGUUCAUGAAAGGGGCUCACUGUUACAUCCCCGGUCAUCUCAAGUCACAUCUAAUCCGAAAAUAACAAACUCUCAUACCCGAGCCUUUGUGCCGGUAUCGUGGUAACGCCUCAACCUUACCUAUGGCGUUUAAUUUGGUCGUACCUGUUUCUUCACAUGCAUUCAAUGAAGAAGGGAAUAUGAGGAGGGGUAGUUUUUAGAGCAGCAGCAUAUCCUCAACGCCAAGUCUCUUUCAUUCUCUAACCUCCUGGGUGAUCCCUCGCUCAGCCACAUUCUUUUCAACACCUGCUCAAGAGAGACUGAAACUUUUUCUUUUACUUCCCUUAGAAAUGAAAUAUUUCAGUCAGAGGUAUCAAACUUAAAAGUGAAUUUUGCACAGAUUAUUUUUUUCUUUCCCCCCAUUAUUGAAAUCAUGACAGUGGAGGAUGAGUGAUAUAAUUUUUGGGACAGUUUUGGAAGCACUUGAGGAAACGGCGCGUUGUUGCUUCCUGUCUCAACGCUGGAUGCUGCAAUCCUAGUUUUUUACGUGGAAAAAAAAAUUGUUUGCACUUAAUAGAGGAGAAUGGCUUUACAUUUUUGGAGUGUGUAAGGACUCCCCUGACAAGGUUGAAAUAUAAAUAGAAUUUAAAAAAAAACAUUUGUAUCUAUUGAACAUUUAUUUUAAUAUUGUUUCAGAUUAAAUGGGCCCUGUAUUAUAUGUAAAUAUUGUACUUCAAUGAUUUUUGGGUGAAACCAUCAUGACAUUAGUUGAAAGAUCCUCAUUUCAGAAAAUAGUGAUAUUUCUAAUACAGAAAAUCUAUACCUAAUAUUAAAGAAUCUUGAAUAUGCAGGUGAAAA